CGAUCUGCUGCAGCGAGCGUCGGUUGAUCGAUCGAAUUGUUCAUCUUCUUCAUUCAGUUGAUUGUCGUGUCGAUUGAUUGUUUUUUGUUUCGUGGUGUUCUUUCUUACUCACCCCCAAUGUUUAGAAAAAUUAAUAAUUCGAGUGAGCACCAUGGCGGUGUAGGUAUAUAUGUAACAUGUUAAACUGAUUGCAAUGGGACUUGUUGGAUCAAUUUUGUGUUAUUUGAGUUGUGUCACAAGUGAGCGGUAAAUCCAUCAACCAACAUGCAUCGUCGUGGCGGGAAACGUAUUCGGAUGGAUGAUCCUCCACCGGAGUAUGCAAACCCGAUGACCCCCGCGACUCCUAUGACGGACUAUGGUGGACAAUCGAUCCACGAGCCCGAAACGCCUAACAUCAACUAUUCAGGGUUUAAUGUCGCCCCCGUGGCGAAUUCGACCACCGUAGAGGCGCCAAGGGAAGAAGUAGAAGAAUCGCAUCAUUCAGCAGAGGAAUUAGCCAGGUCGCCGUCGCCAGCCCCUACUAAGCGCAUUACUCGCAGUCGUGGGCGCGGUGGGGACGGCGGCUAUGUAGGGCGGUUAGCGGAGUCCCCGCCGCCGCCGCCGCCUACCAGACGGCGGGGGCGCGGUGGCCGUGGCCGGGGUCGCGGUCGGGGCGCGGCGCCACCUCCUGCCUAUUCUCCACCGCCUGUACUGUUGCCUGGAGAUGAUGAAAAUAGUCUCUACAACAUAUUGAGAUUCAACAAGACUGCUAUCAAUCAAGUGGUGGACAUGUGGAUAGAAGAGUAUAAGAGUAACCGAGAGAGUGCCUUAGUUCAGCUGAUGCAGUUCUUCAUCAACUCAUCAGGGUGUCGAGGGAAGGUCACCCCAGACAUGGCUCAGAUGGACCACACUCUCAUCAUCAAGAAGAUGACACAGGAGUUUGAUGAGGAAAGUGGAGAAUACCCUCUGAUAAUGUCGGGACAGACAUGGAAGAAGUUCCGCAGUAAUUUCUGUGAGUUCAUCCAGACUCUGGUCAAGAUGUGCCAGUACUCCAUCAUCUACGACCAGUACCUCAUGGACAACAUCAUCUCUCUGCUCACAGGGCUCUCCGACUCACAAGUUAGAGCAUUCAGACAUACUGCCACUUUAGCUGUGAUGAAGCUGAUGACGGCGCUGGUGGACGUGGCGCUGCUGACGAGCGUGAACUGCGACAACUGUCUGCGGCAGUACGAAGCCGAGCGACUCAAGGCGCGCGACAAGCGCGCCAGCGAGCGGCUGGAGGUGCUGGUGGCCAAGCGCCAGGAGCUGGAAGAGAACAUGGAGGAGAUCAAGAACAUGCUGUCCUACAUGUUCAAGUCUGUCUUCGUGCACCGAUACAGGGACACACUGCCUGAUAUAAGGGCUAUCACGAUGGCAGAGAUUGGUAUCUGGAUGGAAAAGUUCCCGGCGCACUUCUUGGAUGACCUAUAUCUUAAAUAUAUUGGCUGGACUUUGCAUGAUAAGGUGGGCGAGGUGCGGCUGCGCUGCCUGCAGGCGCUGCAGCCGCUGUACGAGUGCGAGGAGCUGAAGGGCAAGCUGGAGCUGUUCACGUCCAAGUUCAAGGACCGCAUCGUGUCCAUGUCGCUGGACAAGGAGGCGGACGUGGCCGUGCACGCCGUCCGCCUCGUCAUCGCCAUUCUCAAGAUGCACCCGGACGUGCUGACGGACAAGGACUGCGAGAACGUGUACGAGCUGGUGUACUCGUCGUGGCGCGCGGUGGCGGCGGCGGCCGGCGAGUUCCUCAACGUGCGGCUGUUCCAGGCCGACGCGGCCGCGUGUGCGCUGCGCUCGCGCCGCGGCAAGCGGCGGCUGCCCAACACGCCGCUCAUACGCGACCUCGUGCAGUUCUUCAUCGAGAGCGAGCUACACGAACACGGUGCGUACUUAGUGGACUCUCUGAUAGAAUCCAACCCCAUGAUGAAAGACUGGGAGUGCAUGACCGAUCUCUUGUUGGAAGAGGCCGGGCCGGGAGAAGAGGCGCUGGACAAUAGGCAGGAGUCUUCGCUCAUUGAGCUCAUGGUGUGUUGUGUCAGACAGGCGAGCACGGGGGAGCCGCCGGUGGGCCGCGCGCCGCGGAAGCCUCUCUCCGUCUCCAAGGACCAGGCCAAGUUGGUGAGCGACGACCGCGCGCGCAUGACGACACACUUCAUCGCGACGCUGCCGGCGCUGCUGGACAAGUUCGGGGCCGACCCCGAGAAGCUCGCCAACCUCGCCUCCAUCCCGCAGUACUUCGAGCUGGAGCUCUACACCACCACCCGCCAGGAGGCGAACCUGACGCUCCUGCUGAACAAACUGCGCGACAUCGUGAGCGUCCAAACGGAAGCGGAAGUGGUGGAGACCUGCGGCCGGACGCUGGAGUACCUGUGCUCUGAGCAAUGCGGCGUCUACACGCGGUGCAACGUGGCCCGGGCCACCAUCACUGACAUGUGUGUCAACAGAUAUAAAGAAGCCAUCGACGACUUCAGGUCGCUGUUAGAGGGAGGAGAAACUCCCGAUGCGGAUGAGGUGUUCAAUGUCAUCAAUUCUUUGAGAAAGGUGUCGAUCAUGUACAUGUGCCACAACCUGAACGACACCAACAUCUGGGACUCGCUGUACGAGGACCUGCCCAAGUGCGUGAAGCCCGACGACGGCGCGCCCGAACCGACGAUGCCGGCGCCGGCGCUGGUGUAUGUGGUGCGCGCGUGCUUCUACUCGCUGCUGUGGUCGCUGCACACGCUCGAGGAGAAGAUCGCCCAGGGCGGGAACCACGCCGGCGUCGCGGCCGACGUGCAGGCGCUCAGCGGGCGGCUGGGCGGCUACUGCGACUGGUGCCGGCGCAUAGUGGCGGCGGGCGCCACAGCGGAGCUGCGCGAGGAAGCAUACACGUCGCUGUGCGACAUGCUGGUGGUGUUCGCGCAGCGGCCGAGUGCGCCGCCGGCCGCGCGCCGGCUGCUGCGCGCGCCCGACGCGGAGCUCUGCGACAUGCUCAACGACUUCAUACAGGAGUUCGUCUUCGUGCACCACAACUACGACGGUCAAGACGAGCGGCGUAUCGAGGAGCUGCACAAGCGGCGCAACUUCCUGGCCGCGUACUGCAAGCUCAUCGUGUACAAUGUGGCGCCCAUACGCCGCGCGGCCGACGUCUUCAAGCAUUACAUCAAGUGCUACAACGACUACGGCGACAUAAUCAAGUCGACGCUGAGCAAAGCGCGCGAGAUCAACAAACUGAACUGCGCGCUGACGAUGCAGCUGGCGAUGCAGGCGCUGUUCCAGCAGAUGACGGCCAAGCAUCCGGAGCUGGCGGCGCAGGGGAAACUCAAGCCGCUGCCAGAAUUCCACGAGCUUAAGGAACUGGCGAAGCGUUUUUCGGUGAUGUUCGGUCUGGACCUGGUGAAGAACCGCGAGGCGCUGACGGCGCUGCACCGCGCCGGCAUCGUGUUCGCGGCGCUGGAGACCGGCGUCUCUCCGCCCCUCAACCUCUCCUUCCUCGAGCCGCUCGCCGAGUUCUCCAACAAGCUGCUGCGCCAGGACAAGAGACAAGUGCUCAAGUUCCUGGACAGUCGCAUUUCGUACUCGAUAAACUGGGGCGAGUUGGGCGCCCCCCUCACGCUGUACCGCAACUCGCUGCUGACAGAGGGCGCGGAGGAGCGCCCCCCGCCGCCCCGCAAGCACUACACCCGCCGCAACCGCGCAGGCGCGAACGAGGACGACGAACCGGAAGAAGGCGCGGACUCGGACCAAGACCAUCCGGGGACCCCGCCCGCGCCGCGCCGCCUGCGCCAGCGGCGGGCGCGCGCGCGCAGUAGCCUCACCAUAAGGUCACGUCGGAGCUCGUUGAGCGCGGCGUCGGAGGAGGCGCUGCACGCCGCCGAGCCGAGUCCGAAGUUACGUCGCAGGCGGUAGGCGCGCCGAUGUUUAUUGGAAAACUUGAACAUUAUGUUUUUGUUAGUCCCACCCAAGAGAUUGUUAUUGUCCACUUGUUAUGUACAGUGAUCUAUUCACCAAGAAGUGCUACGUUUUAGUGACUAGGAUUGUAAACUAAAUGUUUUAUAGUUUUUUUUAAAACCCUAUUUUGAAAAAAUAUUUAUUUAUACAGAAGUUUAUGGUAUAAUUAAGUUGCUUUAAUUUUUUUAAAGUUAAAAUUUUCUAUAUUUUUAUAACUCGUAGGUAUAGUUUUUGUAAAACAAAUACAAAUUGCAGCGAGUGUUCCGCCAAACUAAGUGUUCCGCCACGGAGCUCAAAGAGUAAGAAGUUUCGUUAAUUUUUCAUUUUAGAAAAAUAUUAAAAAUAGCAACUCGGCAAGAGGUGUGGUGGUACCUUCUACGCAUUAUUUUGAUACAAGAGAUAUGAUUGAGUACCUAUGUGUAAUACUUUAAGUUUGAAAUGUCAAUAAAUUGCAUUUUGGAUAA
Plodia interpunctella (Indianmeal moth) is the source of this 4406-nucleotide messenger RNA. It is a transcript of the gene SA1, whose product is annotated as Stromalin 1. Gene Ontology annotation, cellular component: cohesin complex; nucleus; chromatin. The record is from RefSeq and is a predicted model, not a curated record. Lineage: Eukaryota; Metazoa; Arthropoda; Insecta; Lepidoptera; Pyralidae. Gene Ontology annotation, molecular function: chromatin binding. Gene Ontology annotation, biological process: sister chromatid cohesion. The coding region runs from base 265 to 3900 and encodes 1211 amino acids. The transcript is spliced from 22 exons.